Aureococcus anophagefferens is the source of this 687-nucleotide messenger RNA. RefSeq lists its product as hypothetical. Gene Ontology annotation, molecular function: intramolecular phosphotransferase activity. The record is from RefSeq and is a predicted model, not a curated record. The transcript has a single exon. The annotation marks the transcript as partial. Lineage: Eukaryota; Pelagophyceae; Pelagomonadales; Pelagomonadaceae. Gene Ontology annotation, biological process: glycolytic process.
CUCGUGCUCGUGCGCCACGGGCAGACGGAGUGGAACGCGUCCGGCCGCUUCAGCGGCUGGGCCGACGUGUCGCUCAACGACCGCGGGCGGCGCGAGGCGAAGGCCAUGGGCGAGCUCCUCGCCGAGCACGACUUCUACCCCGCGGACGCGUACAGCAGCCGCCUCGAACGCGCGCGCGAGACGCUCGACGUCGUCCUGGAGUGCCUCGGCGGCGGGGCGCGGGACCGGCCGGCGCUCGCGCGCCACGCGCCGGCCUGGGAGCUCAACGAGCGCCACUACGGCGCGCUCACGGCGCUGGUCAAGCGGCAGGCCGCGGACCAGUUCGGCGCCGAGCAGGUGAAGAACUGGCGCCGGGGCUUCGCGGUGCGGCCGCCGGAGAUGCACGAGAGCCACCCCUGGCACGAGCUCAUCUACGACGGCGGCACCUACGACGACGUCGACGACGGCGUCGUCCUGCCCACGGGCGAGUCCCUCGAGGACUGCGAGAAGCGGUGCGUCGCGUACGUGUCCGCGCACGUGCUGCCGCGCGUCGCCGCGGGCCGCCACGGCCUCGUCAGCGCCCACAACAACACGAUCCGCUGCCUGCUCCACGCGCUCUGCCGCGAGAGCGAGGAGGUCAUGACGCGCUUCGAGAUGCCCACGGGCGGCGCGAUCGUGCUCAAAAUCGGCGGCGACGGCACGGUCGUC